AUGUUGGAUAGCUCAAUCGAGGCCCAGAACGAGGAAGUGCUUGCCGCGAUUGUGAUACUGAGACAGUAUGAGGAGAUGACCGAUACUGACUUCGGCGUCCACCUAUCCGGCAGCUCCAAGCUCUUGAACUCAAUGUUCAGCUUGGCGAGUGAGGGCGGUCUCGGCGAGGCAGCGAGCUGGGUCGUCUUGCGGCAGGACUAUUGGGUUGCAUUGGUCAACUCUCAGCCUCUCAGCAUCAAUCUGGAUAGCUACAAGGGUUCAAGCUCAUUCUUCCGAGUUGAGCCGGAGUGCCUAGCCAACCGCGCGGUCUUUUUGUGUGCUCAGGCCUGCGCCUACGCCUUCCAGCCAACGGCCACUAGGGACUUUGAUAGGUGGAAUACGCUAAAUCAGGAACUCGCAGAUUGGCUCAUCUCGAACCCUUGGCACGCUGAUCCCCUCUGGGUCGAGCCGCCUCAUCAGACUAGUGCCAACGGUUCCGUGUUCCCGGCAGUCUGGAUGACGCAUCCCGCACAUGGUAGGUUCUGA
Messenger RNA from Colletotrichum spaethianum, 525 nucleotides. RefSeq lists its product as uncharacterized. NCBI's taxonomy places the organism in Eukaryota, Fungi, Ascomycota, Sordariomycetes, Glomerellales, Glomerellaceae. Bases 1 to 525 code for a protein of 174 amino acids. The transcript has 2 exons. The record is from RefSeq and is a predicted model, not a curated record.